Solea solea (common sole) is the source of this 2804-nucleotide messenger RNA. RefSeq lists its product as uncharacterized. The transcript is spliced from 4 exons. Gene Ontology annotation, molecular function: nitrite reductase [NAD(P)H] activity; 2 iron, 2 sulfur cluster binding. Bases 133 to 582 code for a protein of 149 amino acids. The record is from RefSeq and is a predicted model, not a curated record. Lineage: Eukaryota; Metazoa; Chordata; Actinopteri; Pleuronectiformes; Soleidae.
CAGUGAUGACUGUGUGAGCGGAGGCUAAUAUGGAACAUUCGAGAAGCGAGAAGCCAAAUGUAUUUGCGUGGGCGGAAAAAGGGAGCCUCGUAGUAGCGUGAAUUAGAAAAGCGGUCGUUUUCGCCGUUAUUCAUGGCUGCUUCUUCUGCUUCGUCUGCGUCUUCUUCUUCUUCUUCUGCUUCGUCUGGCUCCAGAAAUGGAGAGGGGGACACGGACGGCGUUUCGUGGAGACUCAUAGGCGCGGCCUCGGAGCUCGCCAACAAGCGCUGCCGGCUGAUGUACUCCUCCCUCGGCUACAACUCUGACGUCUGCCUCUUCUACGUCAAGGGCGAAUUUUUCGCUAUGGAUGCCCGCUGUGCACACUCCGGCGGUCCUCUGUGUGAGGGGGACAUUGAGGAGGCUGAUGGAGUCCUGCAGGUCAUCUGUCCAUGGCACGACUAUGACUUUGACCUCAGGACAGGGAAGUCAGGAACCUCAUUACAGCAACAAGUGUAUGAAGUGAAACUGGAGGACGGCAACGUGUACGUGAAACAUGCCAGUCGUCUCUCCUUGCUGCCUUUCCCUGCAGAGAAGAAAAGCUAGACGACCUCAACCCCGGCGGCUUCUUCCUUCAGCCGACGAACUCUGUCUACUUUGAUUGGCGUGAACUCAGGGACGGUGAUAUCAGGAGGACUAUCUGAUGACGACAUGACAUCAUCAAAUUGUUUCACAGUUUUUCUCGCUGGGUUUCCUGGUCAUCACAGACACACACGAGCUGUGAGCUCAAUGCAACACUACAUUUUAACUUUCUUAACUAUUUCACAAUAGUUUAUUAAGAAAACAAUAUUGCACCUGAAAUAUAGCAGUAUAAAUAUAUUAUAAUAUAUAUAUAUUUUUUUCUUUUUUUGAUUUUCAUAUGUAAACAGUGAAGGUUUUGCAUUAGCCAAAUUCCCUCACAGCCAGAAAAUCUUCUUUUUCGUUAUUAAAAGGAAUAGAAGUGAAAACUCGAUAUGCAGAGUGCAGUACCAAGUUGUAGAUUUAUAAAUGCAAUUCAAAUAAAUAAAACAAGUCUUGCAGGUGCUAAUUAUCACUAUGUCAUGUGGUGUAAUGUGGAGGUCCAAAACAGAACAAGUACAUGUUUCCUACUUAAUUUUAUGUAAGCACAAAAUAAUCAAGUGUAAUGACACUUUCCAUGGUGUGUUUUUUUGUUCUGAACAGGCAUUUGCGGUCAGUUUCACAGAAAAUUACCACACUUGCAGAGUUGUUGCAUUUGGACACAUUUAGCCACUUGUUCCACUGAUGUCAUGCAACUGAAAACUCCUUCUGAAUUUCAGUUCUGGGGUUGUUUUGUCACACAUUUUCUAACACUGAGUUCCAGCAACAGAAUACAGACAAGGGUCAUUGCACUCAUGACCGGUAGCUCUUGGUGUGCUAAGACGUCUCCCUCAUCGUUCCUGUUCACAGGCAGGUUUUUCGGUUACUGACGCAAUGGGAUUUAUCAGGGAUGGUUAGUGAGGCGCUGGAGGAAGGUUCAUGACCUGAAAUGCAUCAGUGGGUCAAGAGAAAUGUGUUUUUCUUUCUUAAUGUAUGUGUGUGUGUGUGUGUGUAAUGUAUGAGUAUUUCUCUAUUCCCUCUCAGUGUGAGAGAAGUCACUCACUGUAUUUUCUGUCAGCUCUGUUUUCUGGCCGACGCACUGAGGUCAGUUAGGAAGGUGUCAAUGACAGUGUGGCUCAACACUCCCCCUGUCCUCCCUGCUGUGUUCCCUGUGGUGCACCUUUUAUUACAACAGUAAUUCCUCUGCCUAAAUGUGUGUGUGUCUCCUGUGUGCAUUAUAACUCACCACCUGGAGGGUAAUGGUAAUGCACUUUGAGAUGCCGCAGAGAGAGAAGCGCUGUUCGUGUUUCUGUGUUUUUAAAGUUAAAUUAAGAAACGGAGGAAGCCACAAUUCAGACUAUUACUGAAUGUUUAUUGUUUUUUUUGUUUUUCAUAUGUUCUGCUGAUUAUGUUUGUGCCUUCCUUGUUUCUCGCGGGAACCACAUCUGCCGUUGAAAAUACAGACUGCAGAUUUUCAGCAGCUGUACGUUUCAUUUUUGAAGUGUGUGUCCAUUUGUUUUUGUUAUUUACUUGACAAAUGAAAUGAUUCUGCUAACGUUUUGGGAAACGUGUGUUUAUUGUUGAAUUCCAGUGUCUGAUUGGGAUUAUUUGUUUGUUCUGAAUACAUAGUACACAACUCGGAGAUGAACAGGUAGCAACGUUUUACACAAAAUCAUUUAUUUACAGAUUCUUCAUCGUACCACUAGUAGAUUUCAUACAAUACACAAUUUACACAUUAAAACUUAAUUCAGAGGAAAACAAUGACAUCAGCAUCACCAUGCAAUAGUUACGUGUUUAUAGAAGAUUACAUGUUUGUUUAUGUUGUUCUUUUACUGGAGCAUUGCAGUGGCAAAUAUACAACUCUCUUUGUAUACUCCAGAAAGUGGUGGAGAGGUUCAAGGAUGACCUCCUGAAUAAAUUAUAAUCUCCCUGAGACCAAAUGGACUGUGCAGAGGAGAAAUUAGAUGAAUGUGUUCAUUUUUGAAUUAAUGUUUCAUGUGGAUUAAGAGACUUGUGCUUUUUCUGCUCAAGUUAAAUAGUAAUUUUGCUACAGAGAGGCAACACCAAGAAAAGAUAUUGAAAAGAUAAUGUUUUUUUGUUUUUUUUAUCAAGCAAACCAAGCAACAUCUGCUGUAUAUUGUACUCAGUAUAAGAAAACCCUCAUUCGCUGUCAUGAGGACAUUUACACUGGCCUCGUGUCUGCACAGUUUAUUAUAAAGAGUUGCUAUUUC